AUGAGACUAGCAAAUUACUUCAAUUCAAUACUAUCGUCAUUAUUUCUUGUAUUAUCAUUUUUAACAUUAGCAUUAGCAUCGCCAGGUGACGAUUUAUACGCAUUUCUGGAUUGUAUAUAUCAAUGUGAACAAAUUACAUGUAGAAAAAAUCCAUAUAAUCUUAUACAAGAAGAAUUUUAUCAAGAAUUUCUAGAUCAAGGGGUAGAAAUACAUUAUUACAAUCCCAAUUGGGAAUUUAUUAAAAUGCCAUUACCUUUUUUUUUACGGGUGUUAGGUUGGAAUUGUGAACUGAAUUGUGAUUAUCAAUGUCAAAGAAUUAUAACUAAUGAAAGGUAUAAAAAUAAUGAAGAAAUAUAUCAAUUUCAUGGGAAAUGGCCGUUUUUGAGAGUAUUUGGAAUUCAAGAAUUUUUCAGUGUUUUGAUGUCAUUGGGAAAUUUAUACGUUACUUAUAAAUAUGGAUUUAAAAAGAUAUUGAAAAUUAUAAAUAAUAAAAAUUUACCAAUACUAUUAAGACAACAAUUUUAUAAUAUUUUAGUUGUUACUAUUGUAACUAUGUUUGCAUGGAUUGCUUCUACUGUUUUUCAUACUAGAGAUUAUCCAAUUACUGAACAUUUAGAUUAUUAUUUAGCUGGUGCAACAAUUUUAUCAAGUUUUCAUGCUUUGGGUGCAAGAUUAUUUGAGUUCUACAAGCAAGAUAAAAUUUUGUAUCGUUGGUCAUUCACGAUUAUUUGCAUAUCAGCAUAUAUAUAUCAUGUUCAAAGAUUAUAUUUUGAUUGGUCAUAUACAUACAAUAUGAGAGCUAAUAUAUUUGUUGGAUUAUGUCAAAAUAUAUUUUAUUGUUUAAUAGUUUUCAAAUUAUAUUGUAAAUAUUACAAUUUAGAACAAUCAGAACCAACAAAAGUUAAUUUAAAUCACCUCAAUUAUUUAAAUUUUAAAAGAAUUAUAUUACCUAGUUUUUAUUCAAGAAGUUCAAAAUUAUAUACAUUAUAUCCAUUAAUGUUAUGUACAAUAGUUAUAAUGGGAAUGAUGUUAGAAAUAUUUGAUUUUCCUCCAAUAUGUUUUGAUUUGGUGGAUACUCAUAGUUUAUGGCAUUUAGUAACGAUUAUACCUGCGUAUAUGGGAUGGUACGAUUGGUUGAUUUGGGAUGUAUUUGAAAAUGUUUGGGAUGAUUUGAAAAAAUCUGAAACUAAAAAGAAUGAGUAG
Molecule: messenger RNA, 1203 nt
Organism: Lodderomyces jiufengensis
Lineage: Eukaryota; Fungi; Ascomycota; Pichiomycetes; Serinales; Debaryomycetaceae
Exons: 1
Coding region: 1-1203 (400 amino acids)
Biological process (GO): GPI anchor biosynthetic process
Cellular component (GO): endoplasmic reticulum membrane
Molecular function (GO): hydrolase activity, acting on ester bonds
Source: RefSeq, a predicted model, not a curated record